Messenger RNA from Verticillium nonalfalfae, 747 nucleotides. RefSeq lists its product as uncharacterized. The transcript is spliced from 4 exons. NCBI's taxonomy places the organism in Eukaryota, Fungi, Ascomycota, Sordariomycetes, Glomerellales, Plectosphaerellaceae. Bases 1 to 747 code for a protein of 248 amino acids. The record is from RefSeq and is a predicted model, not a curated record.
AUGAGUACUCAACAAAAAAUUAUUCUCAUCACGGGCGCCAACACGGGCCUCGGGCUCGAGCUCGUGAGGAACCUCCUCCAGACCGGGACACCAUACUCUAUCAUCAUCGGCAGCCGCAGUCUCGACAAUGCGACCAAAGCCAUCACACAACUCACCUCUGAGUUUCCGAGCACGUCUAGCACUCUGCACUCCGUUCAGAUCGAUGUUGCGGAUGACGCUUCAAUCGAGAAGGCUGCUGCAUGGGUGCAGGACAAGUUUGGCAAGCUUGACACCCUCGUGAACAACGCCGGCACCCAGCUAGAUCAGCAGAUCUCUCUCGGAAAGCUGUCUGUCAGAGAAGCCUGGAAUAAGACGUGGGACGUUAACACGACAGGUGCACACAUCGUGACGAUGACGUUUGCCCCCCUCCUCUUGUCCUCUGAUGAUCCCCGGAUCAUCUUCAUCGCGAGCGGCACUUCGACUCUGACGGGAUCGGAAAAUCUCGCCAUGCCCUUCAACCAGCCGCCGGCCAAGGGGUGGCCCAAGGCGACGAACUUGAUGUUCGACCUUCCAGCAUACCGGUGCAGCAAGACGGGGAUGAAUAUGCUCAUGCGGACCUUAGGCAGCGACGGGGUUAAGGUCUGUAAGAAGGGGCACGGGGCGCUCGACCCUUCGGUCGGGGCGACACUCAUCAGGAAAGUCGUAGAGGGCGAAAAGGAUGCCGAUGCUGGCAAGAUCAUUUCACUUCAGGGGAUUCAGCCCUGGUAG